This is a messenger RNA of Laetiporus sulphureus 93-53, 435 nucleotides long. RefSeq lists its product as uncharacterized. The transcript is spliced from 4 exons. The coding region runs from base 1 to 435 and encodes 144 amino acids. The record is from RefSeq and is a predicted model, not a curated record. Lineage: Eukaryota; Fungi; Basidiomycota; Agaricomycetes; Polyporales; Laetiporaceae.
AUGCACCUGCACGUACGUCCACCUGUGGUCCCACAGCCUGCAGACCCCACGCUUGCAGUCGCAACACCUCCAGCAGACAGCUAUGACUUCAUCAUGCACGUUGAUGGGGAGAUAUUCCCGGCGGUGAGUGAGAGUGAGGGCAGCCCACCCGUACGCGGAUUCGGGAAGGGAUAUGAGGAGUCUCCCGAGGAGCUCUUCACGCUGGUGGAUAGGGCAUCUACCCGUUCGGCAUUGCUUGAUGUUUACGACUUCCAUCGCAGCAAAUGGCGCCCUCCACGGAUGCCGGCCUCUGUGUCGCAGCACCUUGGUGGGAAGCGCAUGACCGUGAUCUUCCUAUACGUACUGCCGACUGGCGAGCCACUCAGCACCGAGGAAGCGAUGGAGGCUUUGCGCAGAAUCGUCUCCUGGGUAUGCAGCCAGGAGGAGGAGGCUUGA